AUGAGCAAUGCCGUCCCUCAAAUGUUCAAACUUCCCUUGAUUGACAGUGAUCAGAAUACUUGCGCCUUCUGUGGUACUCAUGUGGCGGUUGAACUCUCAGUGAGUGGCAAACAUGCUGGCCAAUACUACAUCAAGUGUCUCUCAAAGGAAAUCCACACCAACGGAAAGGCAUUCUGGUUCUUCUUCCCACCAGGCGUGAAACCAUCCAAGCAGACUGCCGUAAUGUCAUCAGGGCUUUCCAAGACGGUAUCCAACAGAACAAACCUGGUGACUGACAACAAUUGA
This is a messenger RNA of Laccaria bicolor S238N-H82, 285 nucleotides long. RefSeq lists its product as uncharacterized. The coding region runs from base 1 to 285 and encodes 94 amino acids. The transcript is spliced from 2 exons. The record is from RefSeq and is a predicted model, not a curated record. NCBI's taxonomy places the organism in Eukaryota, Fungi, Basidiomycota, Agaricomycetes, Agaricales, Hydnangiaceae.